Molecule: messenger RNA, 977 nt
Organism: Podarcis muralis (Common wall lizard)
Lineage: Eukaryota; Metazoa; Chordata; Lepidosauria; Squamata; Lacertidae
Source: RefSeq, a predicted model, not a curated record
UAAAAACCGGCCAUUUAAUUUGCUCGGUCUCAGUGAGCCGGCAGCCUGCCUUCCAUCUCCGUGUGUGCAGCCAUCUCCCCUCCCUACGUCUUCUCUUCCGAUCGGAUCUUAAAGCAGUUUUUGUUUCACUUUUUUCCCGAGCGCUCAACCUUCUUGCCACCGGCAUCAUGACUGACGCGGCUAUUUCUUUCAUGAAAGAUUUCUUGGCGGGCGGCGUGGCAGCCGCGAUCUCCAAGACAGCGGUAGCCCCCAUCGAGAGAGUCAAGUUGCUUCUUCAGGUGCAACAUGCGAGUAUGCAGAUCACAGCAGACAAGCAAUACAAGGGCAUCAUGGACUGUGUGGUCCGGAUCCCUCGUGAGCAAGGUUUCCUGUCCUUCUGGCGUGGUAACUUGGCCAACGUUAUCAGAUACUUCCCCACACAAGCCCUCAACUUUGCUUUCAAAGACAAAUACAAGCAGAUCUUCCUGGGUGGCGUCGACAAAAGAACCCAGUUCUGGCGUUACUUUGCUGGAAACUUGGCAUCUGGUGGUGCUGCUGGUGCUACCUCUCUGUGCUUUGUCUACCCUCUCGACUUCGCCCGAACCCGUCUGGCGGCUGAUGUGGGAAAAGCUGGGGCUGAGCGUGAAUUCAAGGGGCUUGGAGACUGCCUGGUCAAAAUCUUCAAGUCGGACGGCCUUCGGGGACUGUACCAAGGCUUCAACGUCUCUGUCCAAGGCAUCAUUAUCUACAGAGCUGCUUAUUUUGGUAUCUACGAUACUGCAAAAGGGAUGCUUCCUGAUCCAAAGAACACACACAUCUUGAUCAGCUGGAUGAUUGCUCAGUCGGUUACUGCUGUUGCUGGCCUGACCUCUUAUCCCUUUGAUACAGUUCGGCGGCGUAUGAUGAUGCAAUCUGGUCGCAAAGGUGGUAAGUAUCAAAGCCGCAGCAGGGAGCACAGAAAGCACAGCUGGCGGUUUUGCUAGAUCUUUUUGCCACCU